Schistocerca serialis cubense is the source of this 1291-nucleotide messenger RNA. RefSeq names its product lachesin-like. The coding region runs from base 275 to 1291 and encodes 338 amino acids. The record is from RefSeq and is a predicted model, not a curated record. NCBI's taxonomy places the organism in Eukaryota, Metazoa, Arthropoda, Insecta, Orthoptera, Acrididae. Gene Ontology annotation, cellular component: neuron projection. The transcript is spliced from 9 exons.
GCGGCCGGUGCCCGACGAUCCCAUCGCCGACCCCGACUUCACGGACGAGAUCCGCAACGCGACGGUGGCCGUGGGCCGCGAGGCAGUCCUCUCCUGCCCAGUCUCCAACCUGGGACCCUACAAGGUGGGGUGGCUGAGGGCGGAGGACCAGACGGUGCUGGCGCUGCACGACAAGGUGGUGACGCACAACGCGCGCAUCACCGUCUCGCACGACGGGGAGCGCACGUGGCGGCUGCACAUCCGCCAGGUCAAGGAGACGGACCGCGGCUGCUACAUGUGCCAGAUCAACACUAGCGUCAUGAAGAAGCAGCUCGGCUGCCUCGACGUCCUCGUUCCACCCGACAUCGUGGACGACGCGACGAGCUCCGACGUGACGGUGCGCGAGGGCGACGACGCGACGCUGGUGUGCCGGGCCACGGGCAAGCCGGCGCCGCGCGUCGUGUGGCGCCGCGAGGACGGCGAGCCGAUGCUCAUCCGCAGCGGGCCCAGGGAGGUCGCCAAGCUGGACACCGUCAACGGGGACGAGCUGCGGCUGUCGAGACUCGACCGCCGACAGAUGGCCGCCUACCUGUGCAUCGCGUCCAACGACGUACCGCCGGCGGUCAGCAAGCGCAUCACGCUCAACGUCAACUUUUCUCCUGUGGUUAAAGUGCCCAACCAGCUGGUUGGUGCGCCCCUGGGGACAGACGUUCAGCUGGAGUGCUUCGUGGAGGCCUUCCCCAACACCAUCAACUACUGGGUCAAGAACCGCGGCGAGAUGCUGCUAGACGGAGUGAAGCACCACGUGGAGGAGGAGCGGUUCUCCUACAAAGUGCACCUGCGACUGACGAUUCGAAACAUUACGGCCAAGGACUUGGGCACGUACACCUGCGUCUCCACCAACUCACUGGGCCACAACGACGGGACGGUUCGCCUCUACGAGAUCAAAAUCCCGACAAGACCGCCGACAACGACUACGAUAAUGCCAGAGACUACCGUCCCAGCACUAAAGACAACUACUAUACGACCGGAUCGGACGAACGCGCUGAUCCUCACUACCAGCCCGCCGCUGCAGGCGAUGGUGGCGGCGUCACCGGUGGAGCCGCUGCCGCAGCCGCCUGGCCCGUCGCGCGACCUGCCGGGGGCGGCGUCUGCCUCGGGGGCGGCGGGGGCAGCAGGUGCGGGGGCGAGCGUGAGUUCGGGAGCGCGCCGCGGCGCCGUGUCCAGGGGCGCGAGAACGACGGCGGCGCACUGGCUGCUGCCGCUGCUGCUGCUGCCGCUACUCACGCCGGCCGCCACCGACUGCCGGUGA